UUUGUUUUGAAAAGAGUAGUCAAAGAAGAAGGUCCUUGUCUCCAUUACCAUGCCUCCUCUACUACCUUUCACCUUACUUUUCGCCAUUGAAGAAAAAGCAGAAAAGAUAGCCGUCGGCCCGCCGGAAUAAAGAGUGUUCAACCCAAAUGAAGCUCCCUGUCUUCUGUGGUCUUUCAUUUCUGUUCAUCGUCACUUCAGUUUCUUGCGAAUCGCUUUCGAUUGCUAAAGAACUUAAAAGAGUGCAAACUGUUUAUCAUCGAUAUGGGAGAUGCCGCGAAAGAUCUUGCUUCUGGGACUCUUGGGGGAGCGGCUCAAUUGAUAUGUGGGCACCCAUUUGAUACAAUUAAGGUUAAGCUCCAAAGCCAACCUGUCCCGCUUCCAGGCCGACGUCCCAUGUAUUCCGGUGCGAUGGAUGCUCUCAGACAAACUUUAGCCUCAGAAGGCCCAAGAGGUUUGUACAAAGGUAUGGGAGUUCCAUUGGCUACAGUUGCUGCACAAAAUGCUGUUCUCUUCACUGUCAGGGGACAAAUAGAGUCCUUCUUUAGGCCUUAUCCUGGUGCUUCCCUUGAUGUUAGCCAACAAGUGGUUUGUGGGGCUGGGGCUGGCUUUGCUGUGUCUUUUGUAGCUUGUCCUACUGAGUUGAUCAAGUGCAGGCUGCAAGCUCAGAGUGCAUUAGCAACAUCGGGUUCAGUUGGUGUGGCAGUGAAGUAUGGUGGUCCAAUUGAUGUAGCUAAGCAUGUUUUCCAGUCAAAUGGAGUGAGGGGUCUUUUCAAGGGCUUAGUUCCAACUAUGGCAAGAGAAGCACCUGGAAAUGCAGUGGUUUUUGGUGUAUAUGAGCUGCUAAAGCAAUACUUUGCAGGUGGUCGAGACACGUCGAAUCUCGGAAAAGGCUCUGUAAUCGUGGCUGCGGGUGUCGCGGGAGCUGGAUUCUGGCUAGCUGUGUAUCCAACUGAUGUGAUAAAGAGUGUGAUUCAAGUGGAUGAUUUCAAGAACCCAAAGUUCUCUGGUUCUAUGGAUGCUUUUAGAAAAAUCAUGGCCUUAGAAGGAGUGAAAGGGCUAUACAAAGGUUUUGGACCUGCCAUGGCUCGUAGUGUCCCAUCUAAUGCAGCAUGCUUCUUGGUAUAUGAAAUCACAAGAUCUAGUUUGGGUUAGUUCAAGAAUUCUUUUGGAACUUCUUGUUCUCUAUGCUUCUGAAUGCAUAUUGGUUAUACCCUGUGGCUUAAAAGAAAAGCCAUUUUGAGGUAAUAAAAUUCAACAUGUCCUCUCCAUGUAGUGGUCAUUUUCUUCCUUUUCAUUUUCACUUGUUCCACUUUGCUUGUAAAACUCAACUCAUCAACUUCUCUGUGGGGAAAAUUAUAAUAAAUUGUGCCUGAGUGAUGGUUUAACUAGUGAUUUUUUUAAUACGAUAAGGAGAAGGAAAUUCGAACUA
This is a messenger RNA of Benincasa hispida (wax gourd), 1429 nucleotides long. RefSeq names its product mitochondrial carnitine/acylcarnitine carrier-like protein. Gene Ontology annotation, molecular function: L-ornithine transmembrane transporter activity. Gene Ontology annotation, biological process: mitochondrial L-ornithine transmembrane transport. NCBI's taxonomy places the organism in Eukaryota, Viridiplantae, Streptophyta, Magnoliopsida, Cucurbitales, Cucurbitaceae. The record is from RefSeq and is a predicted model, not a curated record.